Molecule: messenger RNA, 2823 nt
Organism: Ficedula albicollis (Collared flycatcher)
Lineage: Eukaryota; Metazoa; Chordata; Aves; Passeriformes; Muscicapidae
Gene: SGCG
Product: sarcoglycan gamma
Exons: 10
Coding region: 416-1291 (291 amino acids)
Biological process (GO): heart contraction; cardiac muscle tissue development
Cellular component (GO): sarcoglycan complex; sarcolemma
Source: RefSeq, a predicted model, not a curated record
CCCUCUCCUCCUUCUCCUGCUGGCGCCCGCCCCCUGUUCCUCCUUCCCUCCCUGCCGCGCCGGCGAGACCGCGAGAGCGGCGCCCGCCCCGCCAGGGCGAGGGGAGGCGGCGCAGCCCGCGGGCAGGAAGCUGGAUGAGGACGUGUGUGCGGGCGAGGCAGCCCCUCGGGCAUGAAGGGGACCGCGGGGACACUGCCCUGCCCUGCAGCCGAGCGGGGACAUCAGAGGAGAAGGAUCAAGUGUCCCUGCAAGUGUCGGCGUCUUUAAUGGCCACAUCCUCCUCUUCUGUGAAAUCGACCUGCCUGCUUGUGUCAGUUUAGGAAGACACCUGCCUUCAGAUGGUACAGAACUCACUGACAGUUGCUCUUGCUUCAGUCCUACUUCAUGAGAGCUUCAGAAGUUACUAACUGAGCAGAUGGUACGUGAACAAUACACGACAACGACACCAGGCACGAGCCUAGAAAGGCCGAAGAAUGAGUAUAUCUACAAAAUUGGAAUUUAUGGCUGGAGAAAGCGUUGUCUCUACCUGUUUGUUCUCCUCCUGCUUAUCAUCCUAGUUGUGAAUUUUUCUUUGACAAUUUGGAUUCUUAAAGUGAUGUGGUUUUCGCCAACUGGAAUGGGACACCUGCGUGUUACGAAAGAAGGCCUUCGACUGGAAGGGGAGUCUGAAUUCCUGUUCCCUCUUUAUGCCAAAGAAAUCCAUUCAAGAGUGGACUCUUCACUGCUUCUCCAGUCUACUCACAAUGUGACCGUGAAUGCUCGCAAUUCAAACGGGGAAGUCACAGGCAGAUUAAAUGUGGGUCCUAAAAUGGUAGAAUUCCACAGUCAGCAAUUUCAGAUCAACUCAAAGGAUGGAAAGCCACUUUUUACUGUGGAUGAAAAUGAAGUUGUAAUUGGCACAGAUAAGCUUCGAGUCACAGGCCCUGAAGGAGCACUUUUUGAACAUUCUGUAGAAACACCACUUGUGAAAGCAGAAGCUUUUAAACAGCUUAGGCUGGAAUCACCAACUCGAUCUUUGAGCAUGGAUGCACCACGAGGAAUUAAUAUCAAAGCACAAGCUGGGAAUAUUGAAGCCCUUUCCCAGAUGGAUAUCAAACUACACAGCAGUGAUGGCGUGCUUUUGCUCGAUGCCGAAACCGUGCGCCUGCCCAAGCUGCCCGAGGGUGCGAGGGGUGGAUCCGGGAUUUCCCAGGGGCUCUAUGAAAUCUGCGUGUGCCCAGAUGGAAAGCUCUACUUGUCAGUGGCCGGCGUGGGCUCCACUUGCCAGGAGUACAGCCGGGUCUGCCAGUGAGGCACCCGAACAGGCUGCACGCCCCUCGCGCAUCCGAGUUUUGUAUUACUCCUAAAGGCCGUUACUGAAAGCGUAUUUUUCAGCAUUUUAAAAACAAAGUACUUACAAUUUAGGAAACAAAUCUGCAUCUACAGUUCUGGAAUACAGGGUGUAAGGGGAAGAAGAGCACAAACGACAUUUUCACUUCAGAAGAAUGACUUGAAUCUAAUUAAGUUUUGUCAGUAACACUUGGAAAACAGCCUUACAGAGAGCAUAAAAAAAUAAAACAAAUAUGUUUCCUUGCUGAACUAUUAUUCAGAUGAUUAUGUCAUUGUUCAUAUUUUUGAGAUCCGUGGGUUUUUCCUCUCGCUACAUGUAAAACACUUACUGUAUUAGUGGGUGAAAUUAAAUUGAGGGAACUACUUGAAUUAUUUGUAAGACAAAGCAUUAUUUGGAGAAUUCAGAAAGUGCCAGCAAAUGGUCUAUGCAAUUUUGUUCUUGCAAUAACACAAGAUAGAAAAACGUGGUAUUUGUAUAAGUUCUGUGUAAAAUAUGUUAAUUUGCUAAUAGCUUUCUAUUUUAAUUUGGCAACACAUAUGCUGAUUUGCUUCUUACUGGGAUUAAUAUAAAAAUAACUAAUGCAAAAUGCUCCAGAAGUCAUGAAGGCCUCUCUGUGUCUCAAAUCCCUUCACUAUACAACAGUGAAAUAUAUUAUUAUGUUUUAUAAUAGCAAUUGUUUGUUCUACUGCCUGUACCAUCAUAUUCAUUUUAAUCCUUUUUUAUUUUAGCACAUGCUAAUUCAACAAGGCAAUCUGUUGUGCCAGCUGGACUAGUAAAAAGAAAAAAACAAGUGUCUUCAGAUUGUCUGGCACAAGGAACUAUUUGGGCAGUGGGAAAAAAUCCUUUUAUGCAGCCCACAGAUUUCAAUUAAGAGGAAUAUUUCAUUUCCAUCUGCACCUGUUGACUGCUAUUUCUGAUCCUGUCGGAGUGGGACUCUAUCACAAACAGAGAGAGUAAAACUGUUAUUACUUUUUACAUUAGGACUUUGGAUACAAAAUAAAUGCUCACCAGAGCUGACAAACCAUUUAUUGGUCUUGUAAAGAAACACAACUGCAGACCUGUUCCCCUGUAUGGUGUUGCACUGAACACAAAUAAAUCGUUUGCACACCUCUGGGUAGCAAGAUUUGUAUUUAGUAGUCUGUUGUUUAAACCUCAUGGGUUUUUAAUUCCUUUGAUGCCGUUUUGUAUAUACCUUAUGAUUUUACUAUCCAGGAAGGAGCUAUCACACAGUGCCUUGGUGUCUAUUUACAGAAGGAUUCUAACCCAUAGUGUUAAUAAACCACAAAUACCCAUCUUUGGAAAAACAUAUUCAUCAUCCUUAAAAUAGAAUUAGAAUCAGGACAAAAUAACUACUAACUUUUUAAAACCUUGCUACUUUGGCUCUGGUGAACAUAGGAAGAAAACCAACACUCAUAUGAGACCUCCAGGUACAUUCAAAAACCUGAGCUGAGAAAGAAUUCCUGUUGGUAUUUUACCAAUAUUGUGGUAAAGCC